AUGUCGACCGGGAACGGGUCACCAGAACGAGACUUUCUUGAUCCAUUGUCUCGCGUUGUCGAUUUGGGAUGGCCAGACUGGGCAACGACGGCAGGGCUUGGGAGUGAGCUUAGCCUGGGAGCGUUGGACAUGGUCGUGCGAGACGAGGACAUGAUGGACACAGGAGGGACAACACCAGCUGAACCACCAGCAGCAGCAGCAGCAGCAGGAAUGGCCAUUCUCACAGACCAUGUGCGAGCAGACCUAGAUCAGGUCUUCUUCGACCGCGUCCACCCGGUGCUUCCAAUUGUGUACAAGCGGGGAUACUUUUCGUGGGCCGACCAAAUACACCCCGGGCCGGCACGCGCCUGUCUCCGAUCGGCAAUACGGACAAUCGCCGCAGCUAUGUCCGCUCCGUGUCUCCGCUUCUGCGACCAGCUGUACGACGAGACCCGCGCCCUGCUGGAGGGGUACAUGGUCGGGUCCAAAUCCGAGAUAGCGCUCGAAUACAUCCAGGCCUGGCUGCUGCUGGCCCACUGCGAGCUGCUGCGGGUGGGCGAGCACCAGGCCUUGCUGACAGCUGCGCGUGCGUUUCGUCUGGUCCUCAUGGCUCGGUUGGACAGCAUCGAUCAGCCGAACCCCGAGGACAUGGCUUCGGGCCCGUUGAUACAACAUCAUCAGCACCAGCAGCAGCAGGCAUCGCCCGUUGAGAGCUUAGCGAGCUGCGAAGCUCCAGACCUGGCGGGGCUUGGGGGGGACGGCGGCUUUUCUGCAGUUGAGGAGCGGAGACGCACGUUUUGGCUGGGUUUUCAACUGGAUCGGCUGUUGUGCUCGCGGAAUGACUACCCUCUGACAAUAUACGAAGAGAUGAUCAACACCCGCCUCCCGGCCCCCGAGGCCAACUUCCAGGGAAACCACUAUACGCGCACCAUCUUCCUGUCCGAAGCCAUCCGCUGUUCAGGAGGCAAACCCCCCACCACUCUCUCGCCCUUCGCCGAAUGCGUCGUGCUAACCUCCCUGCACGGCCGAUGCGCAGCAGCCCGAAGCCGCGACAACACUCACACCUCCUCUCCCAGAACCCCUACCAGAAACAACAGCGGAAGCAGCGGCAGCGGGGGCACAACGGACUUUUGGACACAGCAAGCGGGGCUCGCUUCGGCUAUUGAGACACGCAUGCAGGCCUUAACGACAUCGUCGGCUUCGCCUGCCAGAGGCGGCAGCGGCAGUGGGAGCGAUGGAGACGCGCUUCUGCUGUUUGCGAAUAUGCUAGCUCACGGCGCGGUGAUUAAGCUUGCUGCUGCUGCGGCUGUUACCUCUCAGCAUCAGCAAGGGGGAGGGCCGUCGCCGUCAUCAGCGUCGGGGACAUGGGGUCAGAUGACGACAACAACAGUCGACCAACAGCAGCACCAGCGCGCAGCAGCAACGGCGGCCGCAGAAAUUGUCCGUCUAGCCCGGUUGAUGCCUUCGUCGGCGUGCUUCAAAGCGCAUCCAUUCUUACCGGACCCACUCGCCUCCGCGGCCGGUUAUUUGAUUACGGCCGGUGCUACCGGCACCGGCACAGGCAAUAACAACACCGCAUCGGGCGUCCCGCAUCUGAUGCGGGUGUUGCGCGACAUGCAGGGGAUGAAUAGCCUGGCGAGAGACCAUGUAACGGCGUUUAUGCUGUCGACGGAGGGAGUCACGGAGUUCGUCAGAGGUCCGAAUAACGUUAACGUUAGUGAGAUGGAGUCGACGGGUGGGGCCCAUGGCUGGGCGGUGGGUCCGGGGGGACCAAACAGUGGGGUGCAGAUGCAACGGAUGCAUUGUUGA
This is a messenger RNA of Dichotomopilus funicola, 1788 nucleotides long. RefSeq lists its product as uncharacterized. The record is from RefSeq and is a predicted model, not a curated record. Gene Ontology annotation, cellular component: nucleus. Lineage: Eukaryota; Fungi; Ascomycota; Sordariomycetes; Sordariales; Chaetomiaceae. Gene Ontology annotation, biological process: DNA-templated transcription. Gene Ontology annotation, molecular function: DNA binding; zinc ion binding. The transcript has 2 exons. The coding region runs from base 1 to 1788 and encodes 595 amino acids.